CUCUCCUUUGCAGUCCUGAGCUCGCAGUUCCAGGUUUUGGUUGCUGCGUCCUUGGCUGGCGUGAGGCCAAAGCAAAAAUGAGGAGUGGGAAGGCCUCUUGUGCACUGGAGACCGUCUGGGAGGACAGGCACAAGUAUGAGGGAGCCGAGCGGCGCUUCCACGAGCAGGAGGCCACACAAGUCGUCGCCGCCGCCGCCACUGCCGCCGCCACUGCCUCCGCCUCUGUCCAGCAGCUCCUGGACGAAGUGCCAGCUGUGAACGGGCCCAGCCAGGAGGACACAGAGGACACUGAGGAGGCAGAGGCCCCAAACACCAGCAGCAGGAGUGAUCCCGGGAAGAGCCACGAGUGCAAGAAGCCGAUACAGAAAAAGAGGAAGCGCUCCCCGAAAAGUUGGCUGGGCCAGGCAGACCUGGCCCUUGUGGGCCUCUCGGCUGACCACGUAUGGUUAGACAAGCCACUCUUCGACCAGGCAGAAAGCUCCUACCGUCAGAGGCUGGCAGAUGUAGCUGCCCAGGCAGCCCAGCCGCCUGCUCUGGCCCCUCGGGGGCCCUGUACACAUGGAAGCCAUGUGGCAUGCCACCAUGUAACCUGGGGGAUCUGGGUCAACAAGUCUUGCUUUGAUCAAGCCGAGCGGGCUUUUGUGGAGUGGUCUCAGUCCUUGCUGCUGGCUGCAGAGGGGAGCCAUAGGCAGGGGACUCCUGACACAGGCCAGCAGGCUGUCACUCCUGACCUGGCCUUGGCCUGCCAGCCUUGCCCACCAGCCAAUGGCCAGCCUCCUCUGGGCAGCCUGCAGGCACUGGUGCGGGAGGUAUGGCUGGAGAAGCCCCGGUACGAUGCCGCUGAGAGGGGCUUCUAUGAGGCCCUGUUUGAUGGUCAUCCCCCAGGGAAAGUGCGCCUGCAGGAGCGAGCCAGUCAGGCAGAGGGUACCCGGAGGGGCCGCAGAGACCAUCGGAGCUGCAAUAACGUAGGAAACAAGAGAGCUGGGUCAAAACGGGCCAACGGGGAGGCUCCUCCUGCUUUUCCCUACUGGUACUUCCUACACAAGGACGCAGAGGCCCCCUGGCUCAGCAAGCCUACCUACGACAGCGCUGAGUGCCGCCACCAUGCCGUUGAGGCCCUGCGCAUAGCCUGGCGCCUAGAAGCUGCCUCCCUGGCUCACCGACCCACACCCCGUUCUGGCCCAUCCAUGUCCAGCCUGAGACCCAACAGAAAAAUGGCUACAAACUUUCUAGCGCAUGAGAAGAUCUGGUUUGACAAGUUUAAAUAUGAUGAUGCAGAAAGGAGAUUCUAUGAGCAGAUGAACGGGCCUGUGACCUCCGGCUCCCGCCAGGAGAAUGGUGCCAGCGUGAUCCUCCGAGACAUUGCAAGAGCCAGAGAGAACAUCCAGAAAUCCUUGGCUGGAAGCUCAGGCCCUGGAGCCUCCAGUGGACCUGGUGGAGACCACAGUGAGCUCAUUGUGAGGAUUACCAGUCUGGAAGUGGAGAACCAGAACCUUCGAGGCGUGGUGCAAGAUUUGCAGCAGGCCAUUUCCAAGUUGGAGGCCCGGCUGAGCUCUCUAGAGAAGAGUUCACCUACUCCCCGAGCCACGGCCCCACAGACCCAACAUGUCUCUCCUAUGCGUCAAGUGGAGCCCCCAACCAAGAAAGGAGCCACACCAGCAGAGGACGAUGAGGACAAGGACAUUGACCUGUUCGGCAGUGACGAGGAGGAAGAAGAUAAGGAGGCUGCCCGACUACGGGAGGAGAGGCUACGCCAGUACGCAGAGAAGAAGGCCAAGAAGCCCACACUGGUGGCCAAAUCCUCCAUCCUUUUGGAUGUUAAACCUUGGGAUGAUGAGACUGACAUGGCCCAGCUAGAGACUUGUGUGCGUUCCAUCCAAUUGGACGGGCUGGUUUGGGGGGCCUCCAAGCUUGUGCCUGUUGGCUAUGGCAUCCGGAAGCUGCAGAUCCAGUGUGUGGUGGAGGAUGACAAAGUGGGCACCGACUUGCUCGAGGAGGAGAUCACCAAAUUUGAGGAGCAUGUGCAGAGUGUCGACAUCGCAGCUUUCAACAAGAUCUGAAUGUCCGAGAGAGUGUGGUUUCAUGUGUGUGAGGACCUGCUGAGAUUAAAGACUGAGACUCUGCACUCCGCCUCUUGUGUUACUUGGUGUACAGCGCUCUGUGGGCUCUGGCUCAUACUUGUCCCAGAAACAAUCUAUUAGGUCCACAUUUGUCCACCGUGUCUCUCCUGUCCCUGCUGUUGUCACCGUGUACACCUAGACCCAGUCUAACACUCCUCUUCACACUCCUUACCUCUGGAGGGAUACAUCCUCUUUAUAUAUUCUGGGAUGGUUAGAAUAUGGACAGCCAGCUGUACUGUAUGGAAUUUUGUCUGCCCGCUCCCCUAAAACCCCUUGUCAGUGCUUGGGUAUUGGUGGUAUUGGGACGAUAGUGCUCGUGAAAUCCUGCGAACAUCUAAGUUGAGAAAGUGUACCAAGUGUGGCUGAUUCCUGUCAGUGUUGUUCAUCAUGGCCCCUAGUCACCAGGAAACAAUGUAGCCCUCCCCCUCAAAAGUUUUAGACUUUUCCUGUGGGACCUGAACAAAAAACUGUCACCUGGGCAAGGAUGACUUCGCAGUUAAGAACACUAUUCUGGAAGAUGGGGCUCAUUCCCAGCAACCACAUGGAAACUUACAAACCAGCUGUAACUCCAGUUCCUGGAUACCUGAUACCCUCUUCUGGCCUCUGGGCAUGCAUAUCUGCCUGCAGUACAAAAACACCUACACUUUUUUUUUUUUUUUGAGAAUAAAUUUUGCUGUAUAUCCUUGUCAGUUUAGAGAA
Mus musculus (house mouse) is the source of this 2819-nucleotide messenger RNA. It is a transcript of the gene Eef1d, whose product is annotated as eukaryotic translation elongation factor 1 delta. Gene Ontology annotation, molecular function: translation elongation factor activity. Gene Ontology annotation, biological process: translational elongation. The coding region runs from base 78 to 2060 and encodes 660 amino acids. Lineage: Eukaryota; Metazoa; Chordata; Mammalia; Rodentia; Muridae. The record is from RefSeq and is marked validated. Gene Ontology annotation, cellular component: eukaryotic translation elongation factor 1 complex; nucleus. The transcript has 10 exons.